CAAGGGAUGUGGUGAGACCUCUACAAAGCGCAUUCCUUGUAGAUGGGAGACUAUUGACAAGGAGUAUCCGGGCUCAUGGCGUGAUAGCAACACGACACCAUUACAGGAACCUUCUCCAAAGGUUAGGUCUCAAAAGGCUUCGAAGGCUUCUAAGGCUUCUAAGGCUUCUAAGGUUUCUACGGCUUCUAAGGCUUCUAAGGUACAAAGUCCUCUGAUCCGGAUGGUGUGUACAAAGAAUAAGAAGCCUGUGAGUAGUUACCUACGUCGGCGCUACCUUAAACAAAUCCCUGAUGAGUUUCAUCCAUUCGUUGUUGACUUUAUAAAUGUAAAGGGAGAUGGCCACUGUGGAUAUAGAUGUGUUGCAUCGUUGAAGGGUCUUGCAGAAGACGAUUGACCACUUAUACGUAGGGAACUUCUGACGGAGAUUGAUUCGGAUGCUAAUAUGUACAUCAACAUGUUUGGAGCCAGCGAGGUUAACCAAAUGCGUUUAGCUCUAACAGUUAAGGAUACUAAGCCCGUAGGUGAAGACAAGUGGAUGAUGAUACCAAAUAUGGCCUACCUUAUUUCCACAACAUAUAAGUUCAUAGUGUUGACUAUUGCUAAUACCGGAUGCAACACUUUUUAUCCGUUAAAGGGAAAGGCGGACCUAGUGGAAGAACACAAAUUCAUGCCGAUUGUGCUUGUCAAUAAAGAUCAUUUCGUUGGGGUUACUCUUCGUGAAGGCCAUCCAAUGCCGACCACAGCUCACUUGUGGGCAUACAACUGUCACCCGGAUGCAAGAAAAUGGGAAGAGCCUUACAAAGAGCGCAUUGAAGAAUACGCGGCUUAUCUGAAACAAAAAAAUGGAGGAUGUAGUGAUGAUAUUAUUGACCUUAGUGAUGAUUAAUUAUGUUGGAUCAUUAAGUUGUUUUGUAACGAAUUGCUUGUAAUUUAUAUGCGUGUAACGGAUGAUUACUUUGAACUUUAUAACUGUCUCCUUAAAAAGCUUGUGAUGCCUCUGGAUUGUUAUAACUGUCAGGAAAUCAGUCUGUGCAUGCCUCUGUUAUAACUGUCAUUAAUUUUCAUCCUGUCCGCACUUAUAACUGCGGUAGGUCAUGACGCAUCUGUAAGAGGUACUGUAAGCCUCAUUAAUAGAACCAAUUUCCCGUGGUUAUAACUGCGGAGGUGUUUUUAUUUUCAUCCUGUCCGCACUUAUAACUGCGGUAGGUCAU
This is a messenger RNA of Lotus japonicus, 1211 nucleotides long. RefSeq lists its product as uncharacterized. The record is from RefSeq and is a predicted model, not a curated record. The transcript is spliced from 2 exons. The coding region runs from base 443 to 886 and encodes 147 amino acids. Lineage: Eukaryota; Viridiplantae; Streptophyta; Magnoliopsida; Fabales; Fabaceae.